AUGGCGGCAGCCGUGACGGCGUCGAUGCGCGCCGUUGGCUGGAAUGUAUCCUUUUACUAUCGGUCAGACAGGUACCCUCGCGCCUUUGCCGGCCUGUACCAGAACCCGCGCAAACCGACCGUUACCUUCACCGACGCGCGCUCCGAGCUGGCCUUGUGCUUUGAAUUCAAGACUUCAAGCAACGACCAGCAAAGAAAUGCUGAUAAUGCUGAUAAUGAUCAUGAUGAUGACAACAACGACAACAACGGAAAUAACGACAAUAACGACAGCAAUGACAACAACGAUAGUGAAACAAAAUGUGCCCAACAACUUCUAAACCCCGGCCACCGUCGCCAUCACGCCUAUUUGCCGCACAAUAAGUCGCCAUCCGACUCAAGGCUUAAUAUUAUGCCACUGAGACGAAAGAUAAAGCCCCGCUCGAGAUCUCCCUCGAAACGGACCGUAUCUGGCACCACCUCUCCUGAGAAACCUGCCGACGAUGCCGACGGCGAAUACGACAACAUGGUCGCUCCGGCGAGCAUGGACAUUGACAUGGACGAAGCCAGGAGGGUCAUAACCGAGUUCAGAAUGGCCUGUAUAAAUCGGGCCACCUGCUGCGCCGUCUCUGGUGACGGAGUGCCGUGGUGUCCCGGGCAACCCAUCGGUCCUGGCUUGCAAGCCUGCCACAUUGUACCGCAGCAACACUAUCAUCUCUAUCCUGUCAUAAACAACGCCAUGUCGGCUUCUCACGCUGACAGGGCGAUCGAAAACAGUCCCCGUCGCCUGCGCGAGGCAUGGCUCAAUACAUGGAGCUCUGACAACGGCAUCCUGUUGAUGAAGCAUAUUCACGACUUUUUCGACACUCGCCUCUUCUCAAUCCACCCGCAGGCGUUACUGAUCCGCGUCUUUGUGCCAUACCAAGCCCUAGAACCCUACCAUGGCCGAAAAGCGCAAGUGUCCCCGACAGUAGACCGCAACGCCCUGCGGCACCACUAA
Cordyceps fumosorosea ARSEF 2679 is the source of this 975-nucleotide messenger RNA. RefSeq lists its product as hypothetical. The transcript is spliced from 2 exons. The record is from RefSeq and is a predicted model, not a curated record. Lineage: Eukaryota; Fungi; Ascomycota; Sordariomycetes; Hypocreales; Cordycipitaceae. The coding region runs from base 1 to 975 and encodes 324 amino acids.